Molecule: messenger RNA, 963 nt
Organism: Cucurbitaria berberidis CBS 394.84
Lineage: Eukaryota; Fungi; Ascomycota; Dothideomycetes; Pleosporales; Cucurbitariaceae
Exons: 3
Coding region: 1-963 (320 amino acids)
Source: RefSeq, a predicted model, not a curated record
AUGUCGUCUUGUCCUGGAGCAUUCGCAGAGACGUAUUCCCAAGUCAACCUGGCCAACAUCGUCCUGUAUUUCGCCGUCUUCCUCGGCAUCUCCAUUGCUCUAUGCUCCGUCCGCAAGAAGAGCGGAGCUGGAAGGAAGAUACUCGGAUUACCUUAUAUCCUCGCGAUAUUCCUCUUUCUCCUCUCAUAUGGCUUGGAGCUCAUCGCCGCUAUCCUACAAGAAUGCGACACUAUAAACACGGAUAGGUACUAUUCCUUGCUCAUCGCGACCAACGUGUUCUGGUACCUCGCCUACUGGCUGCUCCUGUUCGUUGUUGUCUACGUCCUGAACACCAUGCUCCGCGAGCGUCUUAGUGGCGUGACUGCAGUUUACAAGGUCAUCUAUAUUGCUAUCCUUGGAGUCAUGUUCGCCAUCACUUGCGGACAAAUAGGUCUGACAUGCUACAACCUCUGGACCCAGACGGAGGCUGGAUAUGACGCCAAUGCAGAUCUGAUCGUCCACCCAGCGGAGCAGCUCAGAGUUGCGUAUAGUGUGCUGUAUCUUAUCAGCGUGAUUGCUUCGGGGGCUCUCUCACUAAUGACCAUUGCCACUCUCCGAUCAAGGCGGCACCCUGUAGGCGAUCUUCAAGGCUGGAUCAUCGCCCUAAUCUUCUCCAUGGUCAUAUGGGUUCUUCUCUCCGUUGUUUUUGCCGCCGCAUACCUCCAGGACACGUUACUUACAUUCGAGGCGUCAGCAGCCUUGACGUACAUUAGCAACUUCUUCCAAGCACUCAGCUUCAUCUUCCUGCUGGGCAUUGCAAAGCACGCAGCGUGGAACAAGACCGCAGAGAGCGCUGCAGCAGCCCAAGGCUAUCCACCUGUCGUCGCGCAACAGCAAUAUUACUAUCAGCAACCUCCGGUGUACAACGGAACAGGGACGCCGGGUUCGCUUCACGGGCAGGGACAUUUGUCACAAGUCAAGUAA